This is a messenger RNA of Chiloscyllium plagiosum (whitespotted bambooshark), 891 nucleotides long. Lineage: Eukaryota; Metazoa; Chordata; Chondrichthyes; Orectolobiformes; Hemiscylliidae. The record is from RefSeq and is a predicted model, not a curated record.
AUGGGUGCCAGAGCAUGUGAUGCUGUGCCAUUGCAGUCAGAAAGGAAUGCAACAAGUAUUUCACAAUCAAGGCCUUGCUGGGAAAAAGAAGAAUUCAGCAUUAUAAGAGAAUGCACUCCAUGUCAUGAUUAUGAAAAGACUGUGCAUGUAGAAUGUACAUCUACUGGAUUUGUUGAAGAAGUAAAGUGUGUAACAGACCAAAGGUAUAGGAGCUGUCGUUCAGUUGAAAUGGAAGAAUUGAAGUUCUGGAAAUUUGAAGGAAUUAUGGUUUUGCUGGGGGUGAUCUUUGCCAUCAUUGUUAUGUUUAGACAACGAACCCUAGAUAGACGUGCAGAACAAAAAGUGCAACGACAACUUGGGGUGAUUUAAUUAUUUCAUAACUUUAUUGAUGUAUGUUUGAAAUUUUUGGGAAAGAGAGAGAAUACCUUGCUUUUUAAAUUAACCUUUCCUAUUGUGCUGAUCCUCGGUGCUGUGUUUAUUCCAUAAGAUUUGACCCAUGUAUGUUGCAGAAAAGCAAUGAUUCACAUUUUUGUUUUAUUUCAAAUGUUGUCGCUUUCCAGAUGGUUAUAAAUAUUGAGAUGUAAUUAGAUAACACAACCAUUACUAGGGAGACGAUGUACAAUAUUUAUAUGGUGAAAUUAAUGUAAUAAAUUUUUAUUUAUGUAGAAAAUUAAUAAAAUGGUUUGAAAUGAUCUGUUUGUAUUGUUGUCACAUUUUUACAAGAUUUAUUUGAAGUAACAUUUUUGUAUAAAACUAAUGAAAUUGCUCAGGCACUGGUACAGUUCUUGUACUACUGGUGACUUUUUUUGUACUUUGUACUGAACAACUUUGUAUUCCCUCCACACUGUGCUCAACCCAACCGUGCCCCCCCCCCAAAAAAAAAGCAAGCAC